Messenger RNA from Numida meleagris (helmeted guineafowl), 1583 nucleotides. It is a transcript of the gene TIMM50, whose product is annotated as translocase of inner mitochondrial membrane 50. Lineage: Eukaryota; Metazoa; Chordata; Aves; Galliformes; Numididae. Gene Ontology annotation, molecular function: phosphoprotein phosphatase activity. The record is from RefSeq and is a predicted model, not a curated record. Bases 148 to 1413 code for a protein of 421 amino acids. The transcript is spliced from 11 exons.
UCCUGCCCGGGCCUCCACCUCUCCGUUGGUUCUCCCGCCGCCAUUGGUCUGCGCGCUUCGUCACCGCCCCCCAGGGGCGUGCCCGUCUCUUCCGGGGAGGGGGAGGCAGCGUGUAGUCCACGGCGUGCUUCCGGCAGAGCGCGGGGGAUGAUGGGUGUUGUAGGCGCCUCCGGCCAAUCAGUAUCGACCGCGGGGCAUGCCGGGGAGAGUGGCAACAGGCGACGGCGCAGUGCGCUGCACGCCGGGAAGUGCGGCGCUUUCAGCCAAUCGGCGUGCGGCGCUCGCAGCCUCAGAGACGAACGCUGCGGGAAAAUGGCGGCGGCGGCGCGUGGGGCCCGCGUUGCCCUCGCGGCCCACCGGGCCCGCGCCGCUCUGAGUCGCGCCCUGAGCAGCAGCGGAGCCGGCACCCCCGGCACGGAGGCGGUGCUGCAGGAGCGGCUACGGCGGCAGCAGGUGGGCACAGAGGGGCCCCCGGGGCGGCCCCUCCCCGGCUCUGAGGAGGAGGAGGAGCGGCGGCGGCAGCGUUUAGCGGCCAUGCGGCGCCUGGCCCUGCGGCUGGCGGGGCUGCUGGGCGCCGGCACCGGCGUCACCAUCAUCUACAUCUUCGGCAGCAACGCAGUGGAUGAGCACGGAGCCAAGGUCCCCGAUGAGUUCGAUGGUGACCCUGUGGGCAUCCAGCAGCUCCGCAGAACAUAUAAGUACUUCAAGGAUUACAGGCAGAUGAUCAUCGAGCCCACCAGUGCCAAGCUGCUGCCAGACCCGCUGCGCGAGCCCUACUACCAACCCCCCUACACUCUCGUCAUCGAGCUCACCGAUGUCUUGUUGCACCCUGAAUGGUCGCUCAUCACUGGCUGGCGCUUCAAGAAGCGCCCAGGCAUCGAUAGCCUUCUGCAGCAGCUUGCGCCACUCUACGAGAUUGUCAUCUUCACCUCCGAAACUGGCAUGACUGCCUUCCCCCUUAUUGACAGUAUUGACCCACACGGCUUCAUCUCCUACCGCCUCUUCCGCGAUGCCACCCGCUACAUGGAUGGGCACCAUGUCAAGGACAUCUCCUGCCUCAACAGAGAUCCUGCCAAGGUGGUGGUGGUGGACUGCCGCAAAGAAGCCUUUUGCUUGCAGCCCUAUAACGGGCUGGCACUGCGCCGCUGGGACGGCAGCUCUGAUGAUCGUGCACUCUAUGACCUCACUGCUUUCCUCAAAACUAUUGCCCUCAGUGGUGUUGAGGAUGUGCGGACCGUGCUGGAGAACUAUGCGCUGGAGGAUGACCCGCUGGCAGCUUUUAAACGACGCCGGUCGCAGCUGGAGGAGGAGGAGCAGCAGCGUUUGGCUGAGAUGGCACAGGGCAAGAAGCCGACGGGGCUCUUCCUGGGCUCCCUGGCCGGUCGCCUCUGGGCACGUUCCAAGCAGCAGUGAUGGCCCAAGGCAUUGUCAUCGUGUCACCAGGACAUUAUCAUCGCGUUGCCGUGCGGUUGGACUUACUGGUGGUCCUGGCACUGUGUCUGAGCUACAUUUUCCCUUGUUAUUUUGGGGGGGUGGGGGGGGGCAGGUUUGAUCCCAUGAGGGUAAAUAAAGGGUUACGUGGA